Molecule: messenger RNA, 3934 nt
Organism: Ictalurus punctatus (channel catfish)
Lineage: Eukaryota; Metazoa; Chordata; Actinopteri; Siluriformes; Ictaluridae
Gene: h6pd
Product: hexose-6-phosphate dehydrogenase (glucose 1-dehydrogenase)
Exons: 5
Coding region: 154-2526 (790 amino acids)
Biological process (GO): pentose-phosphate shunt, oxidative branch; pentose-phosphate shunt; glucose metabolic process
Cellular component (GO): endoplasmic reticulum
Molecular function (GO): NADP binding; glucose-6-phosphate dehydrogenase activity; 6-phosphogluconolactonase activity
Source: RefSeq, a predicted model, not a curated record
UCUGUGGUUCAAAAACCUACACUGCAGCACUCAAAUAAUACAAUGAGAAACACAAGAUCUAAGUUGCUUGGUGUCACGUGACCACGCACACGGAAGCGCCUGUCAUGAUACACAUUGCACACUGCGCGUUGGAUCACAGGGAUUGGUGAAACCAUGUGGAGGAUACAAUGGUGUCUGCUGCUGCUGGCCACUACAUGUUGGUUAAGAGGCCACGCCAAAGACAGCGAGGAUCCUCCACACCCUGGGCAUGUUUCUGUGGUUAUUGUAGGUGGCACCGGAGACCUGGCCAAAAAAUACCUUUGGCAAGGAUUUUUCCAUCUUUAUGCCACCCAAUUAGGCAAAGGCCACUCCUUCUCCUUCUAUGGAGGAGGCCUCUCAUCAGCUGAGAAGGGCACUCCGCUGCUGUUUGAGAUAUUAAAGGAGCUGAACUGCCCGUCAGAACUUACACCUGAGCGUUGUGCUCUGGUUAAAGAGCAGUUCUUGCGUCUGUCCCAGUACCUGCAGCUUAAGAGCGUGGAGGAUUAUGAGAAGCUCAGUGACCAGAUCCAAGUGCAGCUGAAGCAGGAGGGCAUGAUGGAAGCAGGAAGGCUCUUUUACAUGUCUGUCCCAGCCUUCGCCUAUGCUGAAAUCGCAGAAAAGAUCAAUAGCACCUGUCGGCCUCUGGCUGGAGCAUGGCUCCGGGUUGUUCUGGAGAAGCCAUUCGGACACAGUUUCAACAGCGCCCAACUUCUAGCCGCACAGCUGUACAGUUUUCUGAAAGAGGAGGAGAUGUACAGGAUUGAUCACUAUUUAGGAAAGCAGGUUGUCUCCCAGAUAUUGCCCUUUAGGAAAAAAAAUCACAAGAUUCUAAAGCCGAUUUGGAACAGGCACCACAUUGAGAGAAUAGAGAUUGUGUUGAAGGAAAUGUUGGAUUGCAAAGGCCGGAUUCAGUUUUAUGACCAAUACGGAGUCAUCAGAGACAUGCUCCAGAACCACCUUACGGAAAUUAUGACCCUUUUGAUGAUGAACAUACCUGCUAACCUCUCUAACAGCGAAGAAGUCCUACAGAACAAGCUCAAAGUUUUUAGUAGCCUUGAAUACAUUGAUAGGAACAGUGUGGUUAUAGGUCAGUAUCAGGGCUAUAAUGCACAAGUCCAGAUGGAACUCAACAAAACAAAGGAUUAUUUCAGCCGUACCCCGACUUUUGCUGGUGUGGUCAUCAUUGGAGACGGUCCUCAGUAUGACGGCAUUCCCAUAUUUAUGUCAUCUGGUAAGAUGCUUGACGAACGUGUUGGAUAUGCUCGAGUUAUUUUCAAAAAUGACAAAUUCUGCAUUCAGGAAUACAACAGUGUCCACUGCAAGCCCAAACAGAUUGUAUUCUAUCUCGGCCAUGGGAAUCUCCAGUACUCAGCAAUUCUUGUUAGCAAAAAUUUGUUUAAACCGGAUCUGCUAAACAGUGAUUGGAAAGAGGUUACCAAGCAUAAAGACAUUUCUGUGCUUGGGUUACCACUUUCUGAUUAUCACAUCCAGUCCCCAGAGGUUCCCUCAGAGGCUUAUUAUGAACUCAUAUCUAAUGUGUUCUAUGGACGUAAGGAUAGCUUUGUCAGUGCUGAGAACCUCAUGGCUUCGUGGGCUUUCUGGACACCGCUCUUGAACAGCCUGAUCAAUGUCGUUCCACGGCUGUACCCGGGUGGUGCCGCUAACGGUGACCUCCUGAACUUUCAGCUGCAAGGUCGGCUGCUUGGUUUCAUUAGUGAUGAGGAGGUGAACGUGAUUCAGCAUGGUCCUGAAGAGAACUUCCAGGUUAUGCAAGGCAAGUUCCGCAGUGCCGACAUGGUGUCUGCCUGGUCCGACGAACUAGUGGAGCGCUUAGCCUCUGACCUGCACAAUGUGGCCGAAGAGGUAGUUCAAGCUGAAGGUCAAUUCCACCUGGCCUUGUCAGGUGGUUCCAGUCCCAUUGCCCUGUUUCUUCAGCUUGUACAGCACCACUACACCUUCCCGUGGCACAGCACUCACAUUUGGUUAGCAGACGAGCGGUGUGUGCCUCCCACUGAGGCAGAUUCCAACUUCCGUUCCAUUCACGACCAGCUACUGCAGAAUGUCCACGUUCCUUACUUCAACAUCCACCCCAUGCCAGUGCAGCUCAACCAGCGCUUGUGUGUUGAGGAAGAUGGGGGUGCACUCCUCUAUGAGAAGCAAAUAAGCCAGCUUGUCAAUGGCUCUCGUUUCCAUUAUAUACUGCUUGGUGUAGGUGAGGAUGGUCACACUGCUUCACUGUUCCAAGACACCAAUCUGAACAAUAUUGGGAAAAGACUGGUGGCCCUAACUGAAAGUCCAAUCAAACCUCACCAGCGAAUGAGUCUUACAUUCACUGCAAUCAACAAAGCUCACAGGGUAGGAGUAUUGAUCAUGGGGAAGAGAAAACAUGAGCUUGUUGUUCAACUCAGUAGAAUUAAGGGUGAAACUCCCAAGUAUCCAAUCACAAGUGUACAGCUAAAAGAUGGCCAUCUAAUAUGGUAUAUAGACUAUGAUGCACUUUUAGGAUAACCUCAGGUAUACCACAGUGUAGUAUAACUACAGUGUUAAAUAUAAUAUUCAGUUUACCAUAAUAUCAGGGACCCAAUAGGUGUAUGGGGAUUUGAAUAAUACUCAGUUAAUUAUAAAACACUUUUUUUUUUAUUCUGCCCAUAAAAAUGCAUAUAGAAACAUUGUGUAGAAAUAUCGGUAUAGAAAUGGAACUGCCUUGAGAUAAGUGAGGGGUGAUUAAACCACAUUGAUAAUAAUAGUUGUCACUGCCAGAAAUCCUGUGUUGGACUUUUUAUUAGGGGGGAAAAAAAACAGAUGCCAAUUUGUAUAAGUAAUUUGGAGUAGAUCCAAAUUAACAGAACCAUUAUAAAGAGAAGACGGAAAGGUCAUCUUUUAUUAUUGAAACUUUUUCAGCCUUUGGAUAAUAUUGCAUUACUUGUUUUCUAUUUCUUAUGCCUUCCAGUUGGGUUGCAAGGGAAAACUACGACACUGUGAAUGUUAAUAUUAAAACUAAAUUUGAUAUUUGGAAUAGUUUACUGUGCUAAUUUUAAAAAGAAGGGAAAUUUCAUUUUUACGAGCAUCAUGUUUGAAUCUAAAAACACUUCGCUACUGUGAACAUUUCAGUGGGUUAUAGAGACUGCCUUGUAAUUGCCAUAUGAAGCGAUUAUUUAGACACGCUGGUCCACAAGCCAUGCCUAUCGCCUCUGGUAGGGCUGGUUUUUAAGGUAUACACAUAGAUAAUAUGUUAGGAGUCAUCACGUAAAAUGAAUCUGGAACUGUAAUUAUCUGUGAUUGGUCUGAAUGUGUGUCUGGGAAGCCUUCUCAAAUAAAUUGGCUUCCAAAGCACUGGCUUGUGAAAUUUUGAAGGUUGCUAUUUGUAUAUAUUAAUGUGUGGUCUUUCGAUUGUAGUACCAGCAGAAAGUGGCUUUCCAGUUCACCACACAGUCAGACAUUCCAGAAAUAUGCAAAACUGUAUAUUUGUCACAGUGUGCCACUACAAAAAAAUACCUCAGGAAAAAGAAGUGCCUUAUCUUUUGUAAUAGUUAUUAAUCUUAGAAGCUUGGCACAAACCCAGUGAUGUUCAUUCAGACUCCCCAUUUCAUUAAAACAAUUAUGAAAUCACACAUCUGUGUGGAGAAACAUUUUUGUGGACAACACCGGGAAGGCGGGAUGACACUGGAGUAUCGUUUUCAUUGACACAUGCAUAAAAAUGACUUGAAUAUCUGAUAUAAAGUGUAUGAGAUUUUUUAUAUUGGUUUCCAUUUAAAUGGCAGUUGAAACAAUGUGGCCUGGUUUAAAUCACAAUGUAUAAUUGGACUGAUAAAAAUGCAUUAUACAGUAUAGUGCCAUUCCACUCAGUAAGUUUCACACGCUCUUUCUCUACAUAAAAGAUUUGUUAAAGAGUGAAAUAAAGUUUUAUUUUAUGUGA